Molecule: messenger RNA, 294 nt
Organism: Aspergillus tubingensis
Lineage: Eukaryota; Fungi; Ascomycota; Eurotiomycetes; Eurotiales; Aspergillaceae
Product: integral membrane protein PTH11-like
Exons: 4
Coding region: 1-294 (97 amino acids)
Source: RefSeq, a predicted model, not a curated record
AUGUAUUCCUUCAAAGCCAUCACUCUAUUGAGCACGCUGCUUCUGGCUGGGGUUGGGAGUGCGAGGUUGAGUACGACUAUCGGUCUAGAGACAGACGAAGGCAGCCACUCCGUUCAGAUCCCCUUCGAUGACUGUACUCAGGUUGGGCAGUUUGAAGUUCGAGGCGUGUUCCUCUCCAAGACGUGUCGUCUUUUCACUGGAGUAGGCUGCACCGGACGAAACACCCUCCUGCAGCCUGGUGAACAUACCUCGUCGGAGCCGGUAUAUGUCGAUAGUGUGCUGUGCUACCCGUGA